AUGUCUGGUUACGUCGAAGGCGCUGUUGUGAAGCUUAGCCAGCCAGCAAAUGGCAUUUAUUACGCCACACAGAUAUCUGAUGCGGAAGCUGUUGCAUCUUCUCUUAAAGCUGUAUCCCUACAGCCUGAAGUCCGUAUUAACUUCGGACCAGUCAGCUUUUUUGGAGUUCUCACAGUCUCUGGCUACGUUGAUACGAGCACAUACGAAGCCUCCGUGUCAGUCUCUGUACUCGGAAUUAGCCUCGGCACUCUGACCGGAAGCCUCAAGACUGGUAUCUCAGUUCAGGUUAACCUAAUUGCUGUUAAAGGCGAAAUACGCUUUUACCUGAAGAAUACCAAUGAACUCUGGGUGCACUUUGAUCUCAGCGUGAUUUUUGAUGGGACAUACACGGAUGAUGUUAAGAUAAUCACUCUGUAG
Messenger RNA from Penicillium subrubescens, 417 nucleotides. RefSeq lists its product as uncharacterized. Bases 1 to 417 code for a protein of 138 amino acids. The transcript has 3 exons. Lineage: Eukaryota; Fungi; Ascomycota; Eurotiomycetes; Eurotiales; Aspergillaceae. The record is from RefSeq and is a predicted model, not a curated record.